Messenger RNA from Porites evermanni, 633 nucleotides. Lineage: Eukaryota; Metazoa; Cnidaria; Anthozoa; Scleractinia; Poritidae. The record is from the annotation of a GenBank genome assembly.
AUGUAUAUGUCGGGAGUUGAUCCCUCUACGGUUGGUUUUUUUGACGAAACCUCGGUCGUGAAAACAACGCCAAAUCGGAGUUACGGAUACAGCAAGAGAGGCCUUCCAGCAGUUGAAAUCCAACGGUACGCCUCGAACUGUAACUACACUGUAAACCUUCUCCAUAGCCGUUUUUUUAUUGAUAACUUUAAUAUUUUGGAAGGCCCUUCUAAUGGAUUUGAAAUGAUUCAUUUCUUCGAAGAAAGUUUACAAGCUGUAGACCAUGUGGGGAAUCCAGUCUUGGCGAAUGGAGAUGUUAUUGUAAUGGAUAACUGCGGCUUUCACGACGGAGUUUUCGCGGAAAACCAGUUGCGCUUAAUGCUAAGAAAUCACGGAGUUGAAUUAAUUUUUCAGCCCCCUUAUAGUCCUGAGUUUAAUUCUUGUGAGUUUUGUUUUAGGUCGAUAAAAGCAUAUUUGAGGCAACACGAACAGUUUUCAAUUAACUUCACAGAACUUGCGAUUAUUCAAGGUUUGCAAACAAUCACGCCAGCUAUUUCGCAGAACAUUUUCAGUCAUUGUGGAUUUGUCAUUUUAAAGUUACUUUCUGUCCAAAGCCUCGUGAAUUCCACACAAUGGAGAGUUAUUAUGUUGUAA